CAGCUUCGGUUGACAGGGUUAGCGUGGGUAAAUAAAGUUUUUACUACUAGGUAUCUAAUUUGCUUUUUAAGAGAAUAUUAUCUUGGGCCGUCCAUCUAAUGUUUUCUAUAUUUUUAGACCUAUCUUCCAGCUUGCCGGGACGAUAUUGCGUGCAUAUCAUUGCCCUCAGGAAAAGCAUAUUACGAAGCAGUACGUAUCGUUAUAAUAUUGUCAAGGUUGCUGAACAGUGUUGACACAAAAUUAACUGGUAUUCUCCUUUUUUUAAGGCCUUAAAAUUCCACCUCAGCACGGACAUGUCAGCCGACGAAGUACAUCAAACUGGUCUGGAUGAAGUCGAGAGAAUCCGUGGCCGAAUGCACGAGGUACUUUUAAAAUGCAAGUCUCCGGCUCAGAAACAGAUGUUGGGUCAAUGGAAGUUUACGAUUAUUGAGAUGAAUGAGACCUUUUCUCAAUAUUGCUAUACUUUUGUUUAGUCAGAUCCUAACUCGAUAACUGUGCAAUAAGUAGGCUAGCCACAUCAAAUAUACAUCCCCUGUGGGGGAAACCGCAGUACCGGCGCUCGCAGGAAAUGUUAAAUAGCUGCAGGAAAUUCAUUUGAAUGAAGAUUUGCUAUUGAAAAUUCGAAAGAAACCUUAACACCCAUGUCCCACUAUGGGCGCAACAACAUAUAUGGUUGACAGAUAAUAUUCCUUGAAUUUAAAACCAUGGUCAGCUAGAACACUAUAUGUUUAUGCACAUGUAGAUUUAGCACAAAAAUACUCCGUUGGUCUGCAGGAAAUUUUUGUCUCCAGGUUGUGCUCCCAGGAAGAAAAUUCUUUUUUCCUGCCCUGCGCAGUACCAAAAUGAAACCCACGACUUUCGGCAGAGCUUUGAGGUUUCUGUGAAGUCAAAAGAUACCUGACAAUGUUGUACGUGUAAAAGAUCUCUAAUCUUGCCUUGCCUUGAUAUCUUCUUCUGCACAGGUGAUGAAGGAAGUUGGUUUUGAAGGAACGUUGGAAGAAUUCAUGCAACAUUUGAAGGAUGACCCGCAGUUUUAUUUGGACAAGAAGGUAAGAUUUAGAACACGUCUAAAUGAAUGUUCAGACAGAUAUAUGUAUGGUAGAAAACAGAACAGAUAAUGAGACUAAAGGAUUAUGACUUUGAUGAUCUCUUUAGGAUGACUUUAUGGCCCUGUACAACAACACUUGCAAAGAAAUCGAUCAGUUGAUGCCAAAAUAUUUCAAAACUUUGCCAAAAAUGGAAUAUGUGUAAGUAUAACUAGGUGUAUUUCUUUAUUUCUUUUCAUUUGCAAUCUAUACUAUUAUUUUCGGAUUUUCUUUGUGUUUUUUUUUACUCUGUGUGUCGUAUCUUUGACAUCUUUGUUUGUCAUUUUGUGCUCGAUAUUAAUUGUCGUAUCUUUGUUUGUCAUUUUGUGCUCGAUAUUAAUUUCUGUCUGCUGAAAGAUAUUUCUUUCAAAAUCAUUGUUAUACGUCAUCUGACUAGAUUAGCCCCAUAUGCACGUUAUUUCAAAUGGCUACGCGCUUUAUUAUUUCUGUAAUAAUUUGUAAUUGUAAUUUUAGAUAUUAUUGACUAUUGAGUAUGUAUUUUUUUGAGUGUAAUAAAUAUUGUAUUGUAUAAGGUUUGGGUUUUUAUGUAAAGUAAUGAUUUUAAUGAGUUGAAGUGAGGGUGUUUGUCAUAUUCUGACUUAACUGAAUUAUAGGAAAGUACUUCACGGCUUAACAUCGAUAAGGGGGACAUUGUGAUGGGAAAUUAUAAGGGGAAAUUAUAAGGGGAAAUUGUGGUAAUACAACUGCGUGUAUUUCAGGAACCAAACCCCGAUAACAGAACGUACAUGCACUAGCCAGGAUUAUUUGUUUUUCAGGAUCAAAGAAAUGCCCCCGGAGAUGGCCGAGACUGCUCCUGGAGCUUUCUACAAUGCAGGCUCUUUGGAAGGCAGACCUGGCAUAUUUUAUAUCAAUACCCUCGGAUUCGAGAAGAAGUAAGCGUUAGAACUAAAUUUCGCAACAAAUGAAAGGUUAUAUUCGAAUGUCUCUUUCUCUCGUUCAUAUAUACAACGGAUUUUUAACUUCAAUCACUUUGUUGUUAAGGCCAACGUAUGACUGUCCUGCUUUGUGUCUUCAUGAAGCCGUCCCAGGACAUCACCACCAGGUACGCUUUGAUUCAAUGUCGUUGCUGGUAUAGACCGACCUCUUGGAGAGUAGCACCCUGCAACCACCAUCAUCUGUUCAUCAUCAUCACACCAGCACCAAGGCAAUCAUCAUCUUCCCCAUCAUCAUCACCAUCAUCACCAUCAUCAUCAUCAUCAAUCUAUAAUUAUAGGUCCACCGGGGCCUGUCUGUCUGUUUCUUUGUUCGACUGUCUGUUUGUUUGCCUGUCUAUUUGUCCGAUAUCCGUUUUCAAAAGCAAGAACUCCUUUUUCAAAUGCCAAAACUCUGUUUUCAAAUGCCAGAACUCCCUUUUCAAAUGCCAAAACUCCGUUUUAAAGGCAGAACUCCGUUUUCAAAAGCCAGAACUCCGUUUUCAAAUGCCAAAACUCCCUUUUCAAAUACCAAAACACCGUUUUCAAAUGCCAGAAUUCCGUUUUCAAAUGCCAGAAUUCCGUUUUCAAAUGCCAAAACGCCGUUUUCAAAUGCCAGAACUUCCUUUCCAAAUGCCAAAACACCGUUUUCAAAAGCCAGAAUUAAAACUCCGUUUUCAAAUGCCGGCCAGAACUCCGUUUUCAAAUGCCAGAAUUCCGUUUUCAAAUGCCAAAACACCGUUUUCAAACGCCAGAACUUUCUUUUUAAAUGCCAAAAUACCGUUUUCAAAUGCCAGAAUUCCUUUUUCAAAUGCCAGAACUCCGGGGUUUUUUUCCAGGUCCCCUGUCGCAAUUUGCAAGCUUCAAGCGAAGCGAGCAAGUUUGAACCACGCAGGGUAACUGAAAAUUGUUUUUGGCUACCUGCAAAAAACUAAAUAUACAGGCAUUAUCAUCAUCAUCAUAUCACCACAUCAUCUGUCCAUCAUCAUCACACCAGCACCAAGGCAACAUCACUUCGUCAUCAACAUCAUCACCAAGGCAACAUCACUUCGUCAUCAACAUCACCACCAAGGCAACAUCACUUCGUCAUCAACAUCACCACCAAGGCAACAUCAUCGUCACCACUAUCAUCACCAACAUCAUCACUCAUCACUAUCUUCACCGCCAUCAUCAUCACCAUCUUCAUCAUCACCACCAUAUGAUUUCAACCUUACUGAACAACCUUCGUGUAAGAUGAACCUUAGUCCAUCAGGAUUGUUGUUUUCUAAGCGUAUUCUUGUUUAUGAUUUAAUUUCUUCUGUUCUACCUUUAGGGCAGUCUUGGAAUAGAACAAACAAAUCUUCCCGCGUUCAGAAGAUAUGUUGAAGAUCGACAUUAUUAUGAAGUGCCGUCAAGAUUUGCUUUGUAUGGAGCUUAUAUGGAGGUUAGUCAAUGCCGAUAAAACUUAGAGCCAAGCCUGAUUUCAGGGCAUAGUUUCCCCACUCACAGACAACAAUGGCCGGUCGUACCACCGCGAAUAACGAUUUUUUAUACCAAUCUGAGAAAACCCAAAAAGCUGUGAAACCACGGGUAUGGUCUCGCAAUUAAUAAAAGAAAGUUUAAAUUAUAAAUGUUCAGUUUGAUCUGGGUUAUGCCAAAAACGGACUAUAUUAGAAAGCUAGAGAAAGUACCUAUCCGUGACCCAAGUUUAUUAUUAAUUUUUGCAUUCAAUUUUUGCAUUCAGGGUUGGGGCUUAUACUCAGAGUUUCUUGGAGAAGAAAUGAAAGUCUAUAAAACUCCUUACGAUCUGUAAGUUAUAAAAAUGUAUUAGUUACUACUUUAGCCUCUCAGAAGAAUUAAGGACUAAGGAUUCUCUUUAUUCCUUUAAUACUAAUUUUGCAAUGCCUGGCCGGUAAUCGUAUUAUAAUAUUAUUGUUAUAGUUUUAUUUAAAUAUGUAGUGUGUAUAUGUAGUGUAUAGUGUGUCUCUGAUGUAAAUAUGUUUCGUUAUUUUAUAUGAAUACCUACGCCCCCCUGGAAAUCAGCUUUCUGCUGUAGGGGUUAGCGUGGUGAAAUAAAGUUUUACCUACCUACCUAGUUCUUGCUAUGAUGCUUGUGAUCUUACUCUGAGUGUAUAUCCACACCCAGGGUGCAUUCCGUGUAAACUUCACGCCGAAGAUAAUCUGAGGUAGUGUUGUCGUGCGCCAAAUGAGGUCAACUUGUGCGCCGGCUGAUCGUGGGCACCGUGAUUUUUCAUUAAUAGUUAGUUUUUUAAAAAUUAAAACUUGCUAAAAAGGCAUGUAAUUGAUGAAUAAGAUGUUUUGCUGAUGAGCAAUGAUGAGUGUUGUUACUGUUCUGUUGUAUCACAAGUUAUAACCACCAUUUAGUAAUAUUACACUGACCAGGAACACAAAUUUCUCGAGUCCCUAUUGUUACAAGUAUUAUAGAGGCCAAUCCAAUCACCAGGCGAUUAUAAAUACUCAAAGUCUCGCUUAAACAUUUGAUGCUGCGCCAACCACCAAAACUCAAAAUUUGUGCGCCAACCUCGAUGUGAUUGUGCGCCAACAAUUCAAAACUCACGCCGAAGAUCUUCCACAAAACGUGCAUGGAAUGCACUCUGGAUCCACACCAGGCAAGCUUGAAAAAUAUGCCUGGCCACGGUGGAAUCGAACCUACGACCUUUGGAAUACUAUAGUCCAAUGCUUCUUGCUAUGUUGUUCAUGUCUUUGCAUGGUUACAAUGUUCUCAACAACAGAACGUUUGAUAUUUUUCCAGUAGUAGUUUAGAUUUAAUCAGCUACAAAUGAGUCGGUAUUACAAUAUACACAUAUAUUUAUAUCUCGCUGCAGGUUUGGCCGAUUUUCAGCCGAGAUUUUCCGUGCCUGUCGCUGUGUCGUGGACACUGGAAUGCACGUUAAAGGGUGAGUACCGAUGGAAUGUUUCAUUUUCUCUGGAAAUUAAAGGACAGUAUGGAAUAUGGAACGAAUAUGGAAUAUCUUUUAAGGUCGUACUAAAUCUUGAUAGGAUCUUUUAAAUCCCACCACGAUCUUAUAGGAUCUUGUAAGAUCUUAAGGCUAGUUUCCACUCAGGAAAAUUAUCCGUGGAUUGGAACGGACAAGAAAAUUUUUCUUUGCGUUAAAGUCAUUAGUUCCAACCCAGAGCUCACAAGACAAAGAAAAAUUUUCUUGUCCGUUCCAAUCCACGGAUAAUUUUCCUGAGUGGAAAUUAGCCUUUAAUAAGAUCGUAUAUGUUCUUACAUAAGAUCUUAUAGGAUCUUGUAAGAUCUUAAUAAGAUCGUAUAUAUUCUAUACAUAUUAAGAUCUUAUUGGAUCUUACAAGAUCCUAAACAGGGUCCUUGCAAGAUCUUACAGGGUCUUACAAGACUCUAUACAGAGCUUGAAAUAACAACCGAUCACCGAUCAAUGAUCGGCAAGGAAUUGCUUAUGAUCGGCGGAAAAGCAGGGUUUCGGUUUCCAACCUGAAAAAAUCAGGGAAAGUCACGACUGCCGAUCACCAUGAUCGGGAACUUUGGGAACGUUAUUUCAAGCCCUGCUAUAGGAUCUUGCAGUCGAUAUCCUAAUAGGACCCUUUAAGAUUCUGUUCCAAAUUUUUACAAGGAUCUCACGACAGUCAAAUCUCAACCUCUCUAAUCAUUUGCAAUUUUGAAUAUCUAGCUGGACUCGACAACAAGCAGUGGACUACAUUACCAAUAACGCAGGUCUGCCAGAUCGUGAGAUUCAAUCUGAAGUUGACCGUUACAUCACAUGGCCUGGUCAGGUUAGUUGAAGGGACUGAGUCUUAGCUAGAACGCCCUGUUGAUCGUGUUAUCGCAGCGUAGUCUAUAGCCUUGUUUACACUUACUAUCAAACUUUCUGUGAUCACAGUAGGAAUUUUGCACUGUACUUAAAAAACUCAUUAAUAAUAUAAAGUUUGUUCGUUCACUGCAACCAGGUAUAUCAAUCAUGUUUCGCUCGCUACUCUGGUUUAAAUAAAUGAUUACAUCAAUAAUUCAUGCGGAAAAUACAAAAGAAAUGAAUGUUUGAUCAAUGUUUGUAAAUCGGAUAAAGAUUUGUCCUGAUUUACGUAAACUUCAGCUUUGAUUUUCUCGGCUUAGACAAUGUUUGUUUUUAAAAUUACUUCGCCAAUGAACUCGCAUUCGCAUCCGAUCUUUAUCUGAUAUACAAACUCUCGCCUUCUGCUCGAGUUGUAUAUCAGAUAAAGAUCAGCUGCUCAUGUUUUAACUAGUACUUAUUAGGUAAAUUCUAAGAAGUUUUCUAAGAAGAUUUGUAAGAAGUUUUCGGGGAACUGAUUUAAUGUUAAACACACCAAGUUAUUUCCUCAAACAUUUCUUACAAAUCCUUCAAAACUUAAAAUUUACCUAAUGCAAAAUUCCUACUGUGAUCACAGAAACUUUGAUAGUGUAAACCAACCCCAGUCUGUCCCCAGAUGCCCAAAAUCUGAUAUUUACCCAAUCAUGUACCUUACUCAGGCUUGCAGUUACAAGAUUGGAGAAAUCAAGAUCAAAGAACUUCGGAAAAAAGCCGAAACGGAACUCGGUAGGUACAUACCGUAGUCGGGGGCGGAGGUUCGUUAGGCGACGGGACGUUUGCCCAUAAUCACUUGCUAUAAACCACCUCAUUUCAAUAACCACAUUUCAAGCGAAAAUAACAACCUCAUUUCAUGAUCGAUAUCAAUGACCACAUUUCAACGUCUUUUCAAUUGAGUUCUUGUUUUCGCUAGUUAAACGCGAUGUUUAGUAGCCUCCGUAAUGCAGACGGGGUUUCGGGAUAUUAAAACAGGACAUGGAAAUGACGGUUCUCUUAAAGUGUGUAAGGGAAGCACUCAACAUGGGCGUCAAAAAAUUUACAAAGAAUCGAAACGUAGGUUGUCCGGACAAAUCACCGGAAGUCCUCAAAUCCAUACUAUAGUCAUUUUUUGGUUUUUGAAUUGCUGUAUCUUGAUCAGUAUUGACCCGAUUAACAGUCAGACUUUGAGAUUUUAUAAAGGUCGAUGUGCUCUUACUUAUUCUGUGGAUUUCUAGAAUAAUUUUAGUGUCCCAUUAAUAAUUGACUGUGUGUAAGUCUGGGACUCAUCUAAAAUAUUGCAUUUGGGACAACCCUGUAUUGUGUAUAUUAUCUAAGAUAAUAUAUUUAUCUAGGUGACAAGUUUGACUUGAAGGAGUUUCAUGAUGCUGUUUUGCUGGAGAGCGCAGUACCUAUGUCCAUCUUGGAGAAGCUCGUUGAUCAGUAUAUAAACAGCCACAAGUAGAAUCAUUGAAAAUGUUUCAUUUCUACAUAUAUUUACAUGCGUAUAAUAAUUAUUAGUCACGUCAUAGAGCAUGUAUAACACUACAUAGUACAUUAUUUUACUCGAAGAAACUUCCAUAGUAUAGAUCAAUCUAUACAGUAAGACGGAAACAAUUAUAUUUUAGUGGUAGCAAACAAACACAUUGUGCACUCCGUCAAUAAAUAAUUUUCUAAAUACAUAAAAAUUCUUAUUUCAUAAAAAUCCUUUUCACUCUCAAUUAAAAGUGUUGGUAUUUCUUAUAUCAGAAAUUUAAAAAACAAACCAUUCAACUAAAAAGACCUUAUCCUUACUGAAUUUUUUAACAACCCACCCACCCACCCACCAACAAGUACUUUUUUAGUAGCCGACAAUUAAACACUAGCCUGUGGAGCAUGGAUGAUUAUAUAGAGAAUAAUACAUAGGUGCGCGGAAAUACCAGAUUUAUUUCGAGUGUUACGAGAAAUAAAUCUGGUAUUUCCAAGCACCCAUGUAUUUUUCUGUUUAUUAUAUAAAGGACAGUCUUUGAAAAGCGAUAAUUUUUACAGAAAAGCGAUAAUUUUCACAUGUGAGAUUAUCAUGAAUAAUCUCGCAUGUGAGAUUAUCACUUUUAUCAGUGCUCGAAAUCUCUAUAAAGCACUGUACUUUAUAUAAUAAAACUGAUUAAGCCCCAGUCGAACGUGAUGCGAGUUGGCAGUCACUUGUCAAGGCCAAGUCAGAAUUGUUAAGGCCAAUUUAGAUCACACAACUUUUGCCUAAAACUGUCGCAUGUAACCUGCUUACAACUUGAGUUGUACUGUGUAAAUCAAGUACACAACUCACUUACGUUGUCGUAAGUGAGUUAUGCUUGAUUUACACAGUACAACUCAAGUUGUAAGCAGGUUACAUACGACAGUUUUAGGUCGAAAGUUGUGCAGUCUGAAUCGGCCUUUGCGCAGGACAUUUCAAGCUCUAGAUUUUAAAACAAAAUAAAGGUUUGACGAGUGUUCCAAUUUUGUUGGGUAAAGACCUAUCUAAAAUGAUCAUGUUUUGUGAUUGGCUUUCAGAAACAAAUCAGAAACAAAAAUCUUUAGAAAGACGAUUUCUAUAGUUUUAUUGUCUUUCAUUGUUAUAAUCAACCAACCACGAGCCUGGAUAGUAUAGGUAGAUGAUGACCCAUUUUGUUUCAACUUAAAUAGAAUACAUGAGUCAUGAUAGUGUUGGGAAAGCAUGACUGGCCAACUCAUACUCGCUUGAUCCAGACUUUAGUUUGUAACGUAGCGUUUCCUGAGAUCUUUUUUGAGUUGAAUGGAACACUAAACUAAUUUUUAUCUAGAUUCAGUUUUAUCGGUUCUAAACCUUUCCAUGUAGACGUUUAUAGUAAGGGUUCUCCCUUGUCGACCAUUGUCAUUGGAAGAAGAAGCUACGGGAGCCCUGUGGAGAUGUCUGCGGUGGAGGCGAAGAAGAAUUCAGGGAAAACCCGGGGACACUAUUCUUGCAUACUACCGACGCUAGGUCACAGAGGUGAAGAUGCAUGCAGUCAUAACAUAUUACAAAGCUUUAAAAAACACCCUCAUGAAACACCCUCUUUGUUCUGUAGCGUAAUGUCAAAGUAAUCCUCGCACUGAUCUGAGCCAUAUAUCCUAAAUGUAGGCAUAGUAUCUUGAGUGCUCUGUGAUCGAGGCAUCUGGUUCGCCAGUAUCAUUAGCUUUCUUAUGUGGUUCGUCCGUGACUGGGUCUAACAAGGCGAAAUCUAAUUCCUCAUUUCUCGUGUUCGAUAGCUCCACAGUCCAGAAUGGAGUCGAUGGUUUGCGUUUGGAGCGAAGACAAUAGCAACCAACUGCGAUAGCUAUGGCAAGGAUGAUUACCACACCAACACAGGUCACCACAAUAACCACGGUAUCCGAACUAUUGUCUGUAAGUAAAUUAUUGAAUGGUUAAGUUUUCGAUAUAUGCUGUAUCAGUUCUAAAGCCUGGUUCACAUAU
Messenger RNA from Paramuricea clavata, 9241 nucleotides. The record is from the annotation of a GenBank genome assembly. Lineage: Eukaryota; Metazoa; Cnidaria; Anthozoa; Malacalcyonacea; Plexauridae.